CUCACGUCCCGUUCCCAGGACAAAUUCUUACACACACGUUCUCCCGUCAUGCACGCAGAAGCAAUUAACGUGAAUGACUAUUCGGCUGCCCUUCUACAUCCAGCUUAACUUCACACGUAAAAGUGAAGUGUGAUAAGAUUUAAAGUAGCGCUAGAGUCCGCCGGGACAGAGGGAGGAUCCGGGGAGCGGAACCAGAGAGCGGCACCGACCAGUCCUCAGCUCGCAUCUGGCAACAGCUCUAGCUCCAACACUGAGCAUCAUGUUCACUGAGGUGCUGGUUGCCCUGGUGAUUGGAGGGCUGAUCUUCUUCCUGGUUCAGAGAAGCAUGACCCAGGUUCUGAAGACAGAAGAUGGCUGGUGGGGGGCUGGAGCCCCCCCUAAUGGUGAGGAGGAUGUCACCAUCCAUGCCUUUAAAGUCACCACCAGUGAUGAUGAGCUUGAGGAUUUGUACAGAAGGAUAGACCAGACUCGGCCUGUUCCUUCACUGGAGGACAGCCAGUUUCAUUAUGGCUUCAACUCCUACUAUCUGCAGAAGGUGGUCUCAUACUGGAGAAAUGACUUUGACUGGAGUAGACAGGUGGACAAACUUAACCAAUACCCUCACUUCAAAACCAACAUCGAAGGCAUUGAUAUCCAUUACCUGCAUGUGAAGCCCAAAAAGGUGCCAGAAGGGACUACUGCUAUCCCUCUGAUAAUGGUCCAUGGCUGGCCUGGCUCCUUCUAUGAGUUCUAUGGGCUGAUCCCUCUGCUGACAGAACCAUCAGACCCAGGUGACCUUGUGUUUGAAGUGGUGUGUCCCUCCAUACCAGGGUACGGUUUUUCUGAAGCACCUCAUAAGAAAGGUUUUGAUUCAGUUUGUGCAGCACGUGUCUUUCACAAACUGAUGAAGCGCCUGGGCUUCCAGCAGUUCUAUGCUCAUGGAGGAGACUGGGGCUGGCUUAUCACCACCAACAUGGCACAGCUUGAACCCAAGACAGUCAAAGGCUUGCAUGUGAACUUUGCCCCUCCCUCCAAGCCAGGGUUGCCCAUGGCUUUAUCCAUCAUGCUCGGCCAUCGCUUUCCAAAGCUGUUUGACUUCACUGACUUUGAUAUUCAGCGUCUCUUCCCUGCCAUGGAGAAACUGGUGGUCGAGACUGUGAAAGAGUCUGGCUACAUGCAUAUCCAGGCCACCAAGCCUGACACCGUGGGUCGAGGACUCAAUGAUUCUCCAGUGGGACUGGCUACAUACAUCCUGGAGAAGUUCUCCACGUGGACAAGUCGCGAAUUCAGGAGCCUGGAGGACGGAGGACUCACCAGGAAGUUCUUACUGGAUGAUCUGCUAACGAAUGUGAUGAUCUAUUGGACAUCCGGCUGUAUCAUCUCCUCCAUGAGGUUCUAUAAGGAAAACUUUGGAAAAGGCCUCAACCAGCCCCACUCUAAGAUACCAGUGUAUGUCCCCACUGGCUUUGCCUGCUUCCCCAAUGAGCUCAUGCACACACCCAAACUGUGGGUCAAACAGAAAUACCAGAGACUCCUGACCUUCACGCCCAUGGCCCGAGGUGGCCAUUUUGCUGCCAUGGAGGAGCCCCAGCUGAUGUCUGAGGAUAUCCAGAACUUCACUAAGAUAGUGGAGAAGAAGAAGAAAUAGUAGAAAGUGGACUGUGUCUCUAAAAGAUGCAAAUCAAUAAUAUAUAUGGACAAAAUAAUUCCUGAUCAGACCUCAUGAUUAAGUCCUCUGCAAUAUUAAUUCUUAAAAUAUCAGUUUGAAACUUAUGCGACAAUCAGUUCAAAAUGUACACGUCAUAUCACCACAUAAUGACCAUAUAUAGUCUCAUACUACAGUAACGAUAUGAUAUUUAUAUAAUGCCAAGCUCUACGGUGUAUAUACAACAUUUUUUCAAUUAACAUAUAUGAAGGACACUUUGUUUGUACUUGUUCAGGUCCAGUGUAAGUGACAGAAAAGUACAAUAGUGAAUUGCAAAAAAAACUUUCUUCCAGUGUGAAGGUUGCAUCACAAUGUGUUGUCAGGUGAAGAGCUGAAAAGGGCUGGAGAUGUUGUGCUGUGGGCUUGAUUACUGACCACAUCAGUAGUCCCUAACACAUCCACAGCUAAAGCUGUCAGUGCAGUUUAAAGUCAGGAACCAGCAUCCAGUCUGUCUCCUGCUGCCUGCCUCAGAGCUCCCCUCAGCCUUGUAGUGGUGCUUUCUGUGCAGCUGCAGAUAGGAGGUCAGGGGGGCACUUGUUGUUAUUGUGUUGACGGCCUAAACAAGGUGCCAGGCAUUCCUCCGACUGAUAGCAAGAAACCUCAUUAUAUCAGCCACUGCCACGUUACUGAAAUUGGGUUUAAAUUCACUCAUUCCAAACUCAUUUUAGAAGUUCAAAGCUUCUAUGAAGUCAGAUUUCCUUCAUGUAUUGCACGGCUAAAAUUGAACACUGUUGUUACAUCCACAUCAACAUUUUUUUCUUUUUGCCAUGCUUGUAUCAGCUUACAUUUUGUCUUAUUGUUUAACUUUGCCACAACUAGAAGUUACAUUAGUUGAUGUAAAUCUUUGUCAGUCUUAAAGUUGAAUGUCUUCAGAAGGUUUCUGAUAUUCAGUACUUUGAUAUGUUAAGAAGCACGAGAGCCUAACAUGACAGUAACAGACCUAAACAGCUGAGCUGUUAUCAGUGCUCAUCAUUUUGAUUCGGAAGAGGCUAAUUACAAUCUGUGCUGCCGUUUGACAAGGUGAUUACUUUAAUGAAGAAAUGUAUUUGGUUUAAUUGAAAAUGGUGAGAAGAUGAGCACCAAGGAAUAUGAGCAUGCAGAAUGUAAACCUCUGGUUAUGCCAUGGAUAUGUAUAUGUUCAGUCAUCUUCUGUCAUUUCCUUUUUGAACUACGCAGUUUAGAACGAAUUGCAGUGUAUGCUACCAUUCCAUGAUGACCACAGUGACUUAUUGUGUCUCGGAUCAUGAUGCAAUGUUCUAUUUUUACCAAAUAAAACUGACAUUGACUAGA
Acanthopagrus latus (yellowfin seabream) is the source of this 2974-nucleotide messenger RNA. It is a transcript of the gene ephx1, whose product is annotated as epoxide hydrolase 1, microsomal (xenobiotic). The transcript is spliced from 9 exons. Lineage: Eukaryota; Metazoa; Chordata; Actinopteri; Spariformes; Sparidae. Bases 260 to 1627 code for a protein of 455 amino acids. Gene Ontology annotation, molecular function: epoxide hydrolase activity. The record is from RefSeq and is a predicted model, not a curated record. Gene Ontology annotation, biological process: epoxide metabolic process.